ACGUCCGAUUUUGGCACGGGGUCUGUCGGAAAAGUUGUUUCGUAGCUCCCCGCCGGAUCCUCCUCUGCUGCUCCCCUGUCUUCCUUGUUUUGGAGUCACCGCAGAGUCCCGUCAACACGCCGCAAGGGCGAAAAAACGGCCUGCGAGGAGCCAAAGCGCCUCCUCAGCUGUCAUGUCGCAGCCGACCAAAGGCAAAAAACAGCCCGCCGCGGGCUCCAAAGAGCAUGGAGGCAAAACUGCAAGUGGAGCAUCAAAAGGGAAGAAAGGAGCAGAAGCAACUGAGAAGAGAUCUGUAAAAACUAGCAAUACUGAUUUGCCUAAAAGCCAGACGAGUGGAGUUUCUUCAGUCAGUAAGGCCCAGACUUCUGUUGCAUUAAAGGCACCAACUAUGAAACCUGCUGAAACAAAGGCAGCACAAAAAUUAAAGACAGAAUCUGAAAAAGCACUACAGGACAAAAAGGCAGAUGAAUCUCAACCUGUCGGUCCAAUUGAAGGGAAGCAGAAAGAUCCUGGAGGGGCAAAAAGUCCAAGCAAAGAUUCUUUAGGGAAGGAGCCUAAGCAACCAAGUUCGGGAAAAGAAGCCUCUGGUCAAGAUGCCAAGUCAACACAGUUGGCAUCAACUAAAAAAGCAAAGGCUACCACUGACAAGAAACCAUUGGCUUCCAAGGUAGCUGUUGGCAAGGUAGCUGUUGGCACAGCUGGAACAGUCACAGCUGCUGGCUUGACUGCUGCAUCUGCAGAGAUUAAAGAACAUAAAUUGGUAUCUCCUGUUCCAGUUACUGCAGGCAGUAAACCAGCAGAAAAGUCUGAUUUAGAUACUGCCUUAGAUGAUUUAAUAGAUACACUUGGAAGUCCUGAAGAAAAUGAACCACCUGCUCCAAUAUAUACUGGACCAGAAGUUUCGGACCCAAUGUCGUCCUUAAACAUAGAAGAGUUGGGCAAACGGGAGAGCACAAUUCCUCCAGAAUACAGGAAAUUAUUGGAGAGUAAAGUUGGUGAUAAAAUAACUUUUCCAUCAGUUGCAGUGGGAGAAUCACAGCCAACAAUGACAGACGAUGAUCUUGCAGAUGCUCUGGCAUCUGAUUUCACUUGCACUACUAUACCAUCUGCUGGAGAAAAGGAAGUCAGGCCAAAAGAGCCUGCAACAAAAGAUGAGCUUUUACAAGCCCAUACUACAACAUCAGUCAGCAGUUCAGCUCCUCCCAAAGAGAAGAAACCAAAAUUGGAAGAGGUGACAAUUAGUGAUAGUGCCCUGGAUGCUCUUGGGGACACACUUGGUAUGGCAGAACCUGAACCUGAAGAAGAUACUAGUUCCUUCGUUGAAGUUGAAGAGCCAAAAGCCAUAGAAAGGAAAGAAAAGAAACCUGGUGAACGUGAUGAUACAAUUCCUCCUGAAUACAGAUUAAAACCAACCUUGGACAAAGAUGGGAAGCCGCUGUUGCCAACACCCGAAGAGAAACCAAAGCCAAUUAAUGAGACUGAACUCAUUGAUGAAUUUUCAAAAGACUUUGUCUGUCCUGCUUCUUCCACAGAAAAUUCAAAACCAACUGAACUUGCUGAUAUAUCUAAGAGACGUGCGGUAGAUGAGCCACCCCCAAUUCCCAAACUAAUAGUAGCUGCAUCUCCUGUAGCUCUUCCUGUGCAACCUUUGGCUUCACCAGAAGUUUCAACAAAACCUGAGUCAACUAAGCCCCAGAAAACAUCUGGAGAAGAAGCUAUCUCAGCUUCAGCUGUGUCUUCUGUAAAAUCUUCAGCUCCUAUAAUCACUUCUCCAAGCACACAAGCAACUAGUGAAGCACUAGAAGCUUUAUCUGGAAGCCUAGGAAAAAGAGAUCCUGCUCCAGAAGAAACAAAACCUGCUGUGGAUAAAGUGAAAGUAAUAAAAUAUCUAAUUUGCUGAUUAUAAUGGAGGGGG
This is a messenger RNA of Protobothrops mucrosquamatus (brown spotted pit viper), 1915 nucleotides long. RefSeq names its product calpastatin. Gene Ontology annotation, cellular component: cytoplasm. The coding region runs from base 173 to 1900 and encodes 575 amino acids. The transcript is spliced from 21 exons. NCBI's taxonomy places the organism in Eukaryota, Metazoa, Chordata, Lepidosauria, Squamata, Viperidae. The record is from RefSeq and is a predicted model, not a curated record. Gene Ontology annotation, molecular function: calcium-dependent cysteine-type endopeptidase inhibitor activity.